AUGUUUUCACCGGGUUCGCUGGCGCGAGUUUCUCAGUUGGUGGCAAAAGAAAACGUACGAAUGUACAACAGCACUCGAAAUGCCUUGAAAAUCAAUAAAAAUACGAAGGUCAUCAUUCAAGGAUUUACUGGAAAGCAGGGAACGUUCCAUGGAAAACAGAUGCUCGAGUAUGGCACGAAGGUGGUAGGUGGAGUAAACGCCAAAAAGGCCGGCGAAAAACACAUGGGUUUGCCGAUUUUCCGGGAUGUUAAGGAAGCUCGUGAAAAGACAGGAGCUGAUGCAUCCGUGAUCUACGUACCCGCUCCUUUCGCAGCUGCCGCCAUUCAUGAAGCGAUAGAUGCAGAAAUUCCUCUGGUCGUAUGUAUAACCGAAGGAAUGCCUCAACAAGACAUGGUUUCUGUGAAGAAUCGCCUUCUCAAGCAAAACAAGACCCGCCUUCUCGGUCCAAACUGUCCUGGAAUCAUAUCAGCGGAAGAAUGCAAAAUAGGUAUUAUGCCGGGACAUAUCCAUAAAAAGGGUAUUAUUGGCAUUGUGUCGCGAUCUGGUACGCUCACAUAUGAAGCGGUGCAUCAGACGACUAACGUCGGUCUCGGUCAAACGUUAGGUAUUGGAAUCGGUGGAGAUCCUUUCAAUGGCACAAACUUCGUCGACUGUCUCACAAUUUUCCUUGAAGAUCCUCACACAAAAGCCAUUUCUGUUAUACUGGCGUGA
Molecule: messenger RNA, 711 nt
Organism: Cooperia oncophora
Lineage: Eukaryota; Metazoa; Nematoda; Chromadorea; Rhabditida; Trichostrongylidae
Source: the annotation of a GenBank genome assembly